CCAAAGGGGGUCUCUUACAACAACAACAACAACAAUGGCUGCUCCCACGGGGCACGCAUUAUUUACAACAUUUGAUGAUAUUUUACCUUUGCUUAAUAGACCUGAAGAUUUUUUAGUGAAUAAGAACCACAGUUCAAAGGACUUCACAAAAGCAUUGAAAUGCAUGUAUGAUGUAGGCCACUCCUCAAGUUCCAUAGUGUUUCAGUCUGACAACACCGUAGCAGAACUCACAGUUGCUGGCUUUGAUGAUGAACAGAUCUGGCAGCAAAUUGACUUGGAAAACAAUGAGGGAAUCAGAAAAUUGAUAUCCCUUUCAUCUACUUUGCUUACCAGCAAAGAUAAGUGUAUAUUUCAAACACAAACAGAAAACAGUUCAAAGUCUGGGAAUCUGUUGGCUAAGGAGGAUGAAGUUAAAGAGGAUUUUGAUAACAGUGAUGAAUUUCAGGAUGAAAAUGACUCUGAUUUAGGUUCAGAUUUGGAGAAAAAUGAUAGUAGUGAUGAGGAAAUUGAUUCAAUAGAUAAAAAUGACAAAUUCUUUGAUUUUACUGGUGAUUCUGAUGAAGAUUUAAAUUAUGGUCCAUUAGGUUCAAGUGCUGAUGUGGAAGACAAAAUCUUUGAAGCUAGUGACGAUGAUGGCAGUGACAAUGAGGAUUUGGAAAAAAAUAAUAAGAAAAGGUCAGAGAAAACAGACAAGAAGUCAGUUUCUUUUAAAGAAGAUAUUGAGAAUACAAGAACAGAAACUGCACAAAGAAAUCUGAAAGGAAAAAACAAAGGAAAAGACAGUGUUGUUGAUGAUGCAUUUUUCAAGCUUGCUGACAUGGCGGAAUUCCUGGAUCGAGAGGAUCUUCGAGAGAGCAGAAAAGGUGCGGAGAGGGAAGAGGAGUCAGACAAAGAAGAAGACAUUGAUCUGUUUGGGGAUAUUGACUCAAAAGAUGAGAAUCUCCACUAUGAUGACUUCUUUGACCCGCCAGAUAUAGACGAGGCUAGUACCAAGCCUGGUACCAAAACAGGAAGCAAGUCAAAGAAGAAAGAUGCUGAGGGAGACAGUGAUGAACAAGAAGACGAAGAUGAAGAAUAUGAAGACAUCAGAGAUGAAAAAGAUCAAGAUGCUAUCCGUGCCCGUCAGGCGAUACAGAGGAGCCUGUUGUCAGACUCGGGUAGCGAGGGAGAGGAUGUGGCUGAUAUACUUGGAGGGGCAAGGAAAGCAGACGAGAAGUCGACCUUUGAGAUACGACAGGAGAAGCUCAAGAAGAAAAUCACGGAAAUGGAGUUAAAGCUGUUAGCUGAGAAACCAUGGCAACUUAAAGGGGAGGUGAAUGCCGGAAAGAGACCUGAGAACAGCUUACUACAGGAAAAUCUACAGUUUGAGUAUACAACUAGGCUGCCUCCUGAGAUAACGGAAGAAACAACGAAGACACUAGAGGACCUCAUAAAGCAAAGAAUUAAAGACAAGGCAUGGGAUGAUGUGGAGCGUAAAGUGAAGCAGACAGAGAACCCGUUUGAGUUCAAGAAGCGGAUCACUCUGGACCAGGAGAAGAGCAAGAUGAGUCUGGGAGAGAUAUAUGAGCAGGAGUACCUCAAGCAACAGCAGACUGAGCAAGUGGAGAAGACAGACCCCGACCAUGACUCCAUCAAGAAGAUGAUGACCUCUCUCUUCAUUAAACUCGACGCCCUCUCCAACUUCCACUACACGCCUAAACAUGCAGCUCCUGAGGUUCAUAUUAUCACCAAUCAGCCGUCCAUAGCAAUGGAGGAAGUGGCACCUGUUGCUGUUAGCGACGCCAAGCUGCUGGCACCAGAGGAAAUUAAGGACAAAGUGAAGGGAGAGAUGAAGGGAGACUCUGAGAAGACCAAGUCUGACCGACUGAGAGAAAGACAGAAGAAAAAAAAGGAGAAGAGGAUCAAGAGGAAGGAGAAGGAUCAGCGACAGAAGCUGAUAGAGAAGCUCAACCCAGGCCUGGGUAACAAAUACAGCAAGGAUCGGGCCCUGAGGGAGCUGGAGAAGGAGAGCAAGGCUCCCAGCAGUCACGUCACGCUGCUCAAGGACACGAAGGAGAAGUCUGGCCUGACAUCAUCCAAGAACUUCUUCUCGCAGCUGCAGGAGGAGGUCAGCGCAGGCAUCAAGAGCAAGCAGGCGGAGAAGCGCAGGCUGAAGGUGGACACAACCAAAAUAGGUGUUAAGAAAUUCAAGCUGUAGCGACCUGAAGGUCUCUGAUUCAAUCCCCACAGUGGGGGCGUUCUUUAGAUCUCCCCUUAAGACGCCAAGCACACUAGCUGUACCCAAGAAAGUCACUCGAAAGCAUUUUUAUAAGCCUUAGACUUUUGAUCCAAUUGUGCUUCAAUGAAUAGUUUUAAAAUAAAUACAAGUUGAACUAAUGGUCUGCCGGCUGGUCGUUUAAAAUUGUUGGAACGUUGAAGCUCAAUUGGACUUGUGUAUAUAUCUUAUUGUUAAUAUAAUCAGCUGUCUGUAAGAUGUUCAGAAAUCGAAACUCCUUAAACUAAUGGUUAAACUUAAAAAGGAUUCUUUAAUUUUGAUUCGCCCAUGGAUAACAAUUUUUUAUUUGCUUAUGUGUUCAAUAAAAUUGUUCUAACUAGUUUUCAAGUAUUGUUUAUUUUGUUAGAGCAACUCAAAGCAAAUUUCAUAAAAUAAAAUGAUGUGAUAUUGUGAACCACAAGUAACUUAUACUGUUUUAUUCAAGACAACUUAUUAUGUUUCCAAUACUAGUAUACAUAUUUAAUUUGUUCAGGAAUAUAUUUUAAUUUAAAAAAGGAUAUACAUAAUGUCAUUUUUUUUUACUUUUCAUUAAUUUUAUUUGCGAUUAUGUUGUUAAUAUAAAAUGUUUUGAAUUGAUUAUAGUGUUGUUAAUGUUGUUCUUUUUAAGACAGUCACAAAUCAUGAUAUUUCACUUUCAUUUCAUAGUACAGACAUUGGCUUGAUAACAUAUGCGGUCAGCAUAGCUCAAGACCAGUUGACCAGGAGUUACCCAGGUGGUUAAUGAUAUCACGAAACCUUGCAUGACUUUAUAGUGGACAGUAAAGUCCCUGCCCAGAGUGUGCAAGUGAUGUGGCUUAAGACCCAUUUUUGCAUGAAAUGGCUCAUAAGUAUGCCACUCACUCGAAGGUUUCUUGUUUAUAUAUGUCAAUUUCAAGGACAUUUAACAAGGAUUUAGUUUCCUCUCUCUGUGUUUUUUGCAUGGUUUUUGCAUGGUUUUUGUAAUUUUUGUCAUGACCAAAUGUCAUGUUAGAUACUUGACCAUAAUAUUAUUGGUUUAUUUUGCGGUAACUGCAUUUGUUAAGUAUUAAAGUCUGAUGAAAAGCU
Messenger RNA from Dreissena polymorpha, 3319 nucleotides. Its product is annotated as U3 small nucleolar ribonucleoprotein protein MPP10-like. The coding region runs from base 35 to 2197 and encodes 720 amino acids. Gene Ontology annotation, biological process: rRNA processing. The record is from RefSeq and is a predicted model, not a curated record. Gene Ontology annotation, cellular component: Mpp10 complex; nucleus; small-subunit processome. The transcript is spliced from 11 exons. NCBI's taxonomy places the organism in Eukaryota, Metazoa, Mollusca, Bivalvia, Myida, Dreissenidae.